Naegleria gruberi is the source of this 7087-nucleotide messenger RNA. RefSeq lists its product as uncharacterized. Lineage: Eukaryota; Heterolobosea; Eutetramitea; Acrasida; Naegleriidae. The transcript has a single exon. Gene Ontology annotation, cellular component: site of polarized growth; cell cortex. The record is from RefSeq and is a predicted model, not a curated record. Bases 1 to 7068 code for a protein of 2355 amino acids. Gene Ontology annotation, biological process: cell morphogenesis.
AUGUUUAAUCAUGCAGCUCCAAGAGCUACAACAAAUUGGAAUAACACAAGUCAUUCUACAAAUGGAUAUAAUGAAUUGAUUUCAGCGAUUGAUAUGCAAUAUAAUGACCUUUCAACAUUUGAAGGAUCUUCUAGGGGUUCUAUAAUACUAAGAGAUGUAACUGUAAAUACUAGUAGAUCAUCUGAAAUAUUCAGUUCACCACCUCUUUCAUCAGCAUCCAUGAUUUCUAUGGAUAGUAGAAUGACAUCAACCGAGUCAUCAAAUAGAAAAUCGGAAUCAUAUUCACCAUUUUCAAGUCAAUCAUUUGAACAAUUACUUUCUGCAUUCUCUGCUAUUUCUAAACAUCAUUUAAAUUCAAUGAUAGAAGCACUUAUUGAUUGGAGAGUACACCUUGAUUGUACACCUACCAAAAUGGUAAAGGAACGUAUAAGAGACAAGCUGAUAAAUGUACCUAAAAAAACAGCACUCACCAAGCAAGAAAUCCUCUAUUCUAAUUUCACAGAAAGAAAAGAAUUGGCAGCUGACUAUAUUCUUUCUUUGACUGUGCUUUUGACAUUAGGUUCCUACAGACAACCAGAACUUUCUAUCAAAAAUUGUGAACAAGUUGAAUUUUUAUGUAUGGAUAGAUUUAAGAAAGCUCAUGUAAAUAUUACUACAGGAUUGGAAUCACUUCAGGAAAGUAAGAAGAAGGUUCUUGACCUCUUUGCUGAGAUUAUUGGUUUAAUGUCAGUGAAGUGGUUCCAAAAGAUUUCUGAUAAUUUUUUGGAACAAGCUAGUGCUAGAUUAGAAUAUAAGUAUGAAGCUGCUAGUUUUAUUAGAUCUUUAAAAUAUUUAAAAAUUAGAUUAUCUAAACCAGCAGAAGUUAACGAGAGUGUAGAUUUGAUGAAGAAAAUGACAGACUUUUUUGGGAAAGCCAAAAAGUCAGAAAUCAAGAGAGCAUUUGCAGAAUCUCUUGCCAACAUGCUUUCUCCACUUGCUGAAUUUGAGUACAAGAAUGGUAUUGAUUAUCGAGAUUGGCUUGCUGGUUUGAAAAACCUGCUUUCAAUAGCAAAGAAAAUGUGUAGAAAGGCAUCUUACUUGAACACAGCUUUUCCUUUUAGAGCAGCUGUUUUGUGUUUAAAUCCAAAAGCAGUAUUUAUUGCUCCCUUCAAAGAAUUUUUAACAGAUAUUUUCAGGUUAUGCAAGGAUAAGGGAACCAAAUUAAUGGGAUUGGAUUGCUUACUUCAUACCCUUGGUUACUAUUUGAAAAUUGCUAACGAGUCUGACCAAUCGACAGUAAUUGAGAUAUUAUCAAAAACAAUUGCUUUAUUAUUGAGUGGAAAGAAAGUGCCACCAUCAAUACCAGCCUUGGACAACAUUUAUGAUGCCACAGUUGAUGUAAUUGUAAUGGUAGCAAACAACAGAAUGGACUAUGCAAUGAAAAAUAUGGUCAUUAAGAAUUUAGAUUUGGACAGUAGUUCAAGUUGUCUUCCUGAAACAGUCUACUUGGCACUUCGAGCAUUUUUAGCUAUUGCUGAGGUGAAUGAUAUGAAGAAAAUUUCCUCCAUUCUUGGAACUGAUGAAAAAACAUCAGAGUUCCCUUGGGUUCACAAACUUUUGGAUAGAACUCAAAGUAGAUCAAGCAAUGAAACAGAAGCUGAUGAUUUGGAGAAGGAUUUUACUCAAUCAGUGAGAAUGUCUUCUCCUUUCUCCAGCUAUAGAACUUUGAGUGCUAGUUUUGCUUCAAAGGCAUCUUCUUUUUAUGGAACAAACUUUUUGGCAAAGACUGACAAGCUUUUAGAUGCUGUAGGUUUGUAUCAAUAUCAAGAGGAAAUUUCUUCCAAGUUGAGUGCAAUCCUAAAACAAUGUAUGCAGGUUUAUGGAAACUUUUUGCAAUCCAACCAUACUAAACCUUUGCACGAAAAUUUAUCCAAAGACAAGUAUGCUAGUUUAAGAGUUGCUGUUACUGCUAUCUCAUGUAUUCCUCGUAUUUUGCCAAGUGAGUUUACCAAGAAGGAACUUUGUGAUAUGUUGUGUAGAUUUGUUGUCCAUCAAUAUGGUGACAUUAGAGAUGUAUCUUGGGAGACCAUGUUACAACUUUUAGAUUAUCAUACUGAUUUAAGACCAGUCCUUGUACACUCCUUUGCAGAAAUGAUUAUGGCUAUUGAUGAUUUUAGAUCUGAUUUACUCAAGUCAGUUUUGAAAAAGUUUUUAUUCUUGUUGGAGAAGUGGAUUUCCAACCUUAAUAAUCCAGAAACAGACACUCCAUCUGGAAUGAAACUUCCAACAGUUUUUGGAAAACUCAAGUCAGAAGGUCUAGAUCAACCUAUUUCCAGUUACUUUGAUCCAUCACCAAUAGAAGCUGUUGGUGUUGUUUUACUCUGUAACUUGAAUCCAUAUAUUAGAGUAUCCAGCUUGAAAAUAUUUACUCUUGUGAGAACAAUUACCUUGAAAAUACUUGAGAGCGAAAAAAAGAGAUACACAGACACAUCAACAGUUGCUGAUCUUAUUGAAGAAUCUGGUCUAAGACACAUUCAAAAUAUUUGGAAAGGCGAGGAAACAAGCCCUCCUGAAAGCUUUGAGAAAUUCAUAGCAGACCCUAAUCUUUCCUUCUCUGAUUUCCUUACUGACAUGUUACGUUUAAUAGGAAAAGAUUUAUCUAUUUAUUGCCAACCAACUUCCCACAUUGCUCUCAAUCAAAUCACAAAGAGAAUAUUGAGAUUGAACAACUUGCUUGAUAGUGUCUAUACAAGAAUGACAGUCACAAGUGAAAUUCAGAGAAUUGUUGAAUUGUGGAGUCACUUUGUAAACUUGGCUUGCUCUAUGGCCAGAAAGAAUCUAUUCAGACAAAAGGAAGAAGACGAGCCUCUCACUAAGGCAACUAUCAUACGAACAACACCAAGAAUUUCUUCAGCAAAAGAUUUAUAUGCGAUGAUUUAUCCACAUCUCAAGUCAAAUUAUGAAAAACAAUCAACAGCUGCAGUGAAUGCUCUGGGUGCCGUUCCUGAUGAUUUACUCGAAAUUCUUCUGGAUAGUAUCAAGGUUUUGGAGAAUGAGGCCUACAUUAUGGACAAGCAAAAGAAGAAUAAGAAAAAGAAAGACUCCCUCAGAGUUCAAAUAUCAAGAGUCUACUCACGUUUAUCAAGCAAUAUUAAAGACACUACACUCAAAGAAAAUGAAUUUAUCAAGGAAAAGUUCCUCCAAUUUAUUGAAGAACAAAUUCAGUACAGCAAACAGCCAGGAAAUAUGUACAAUAUUGAUUUACAGUCAUUGAGGCAUCAUCUCUUUAUUGUUAUAGAUAACAUUUCUAGAAAAUUGUACUAUUAUGCGCCAAAACCUGGCUAUAGAACCUUUGAUAAGAACUUGAGAAAGGAGUUAAUGUUAUUUGCCAUUCAAUGGACAGGUUAUGGCAGAUCUAGUAUCAAGAGAGAAGAAGAAGAAUUGGCAAGUCUUUCUCAAACAAUAGAAAAGCUCAAAGAUCCAGAGGAAAAGAGAAACAUGGGAAGCAUCUUCAAGAAGAAGACUACAAGAAUGAAGUAUAGAUCAUGUGGUGCUGUUGCUGGUUUGUUAUUGGGAGAAUUCUUUGAGAGUAAUAUGGAACUUUUAAGACAGUGGAGCGCCUCAACUAGAAUGGAAAACAAGAGAAAUCCAAAGAUUAAUGAUGAAAAUGCUGAGGAUGAAGAUACUGCAGAUGACGAUACUAGCACUGUUGUUAUAAGGGAAGGAAGAAGUUCUCUCAGAUCCUCCUUGUCUAUUUUAGAUUCUGUUUUGAGAACUAAUAACCCACCACCAACAACAACACUACCUCCAGAAAAUACUGAAAUUGAAUCACUUGGUAUUACCAUCUUGAAGUGGAUUGAUGAAAUUCUCUGCUCCAGAUCUCUUGUCUACAGAAGAAUUGGUAUUGAAGCUAUCGAGAAUGCACUGUUAUCAAAUCCCAACUUGUUAGAUAUUUGCAUUGAUCAAUGCUACAAUUGCAGUAAGAGACUUUCGAAAGGAUAUUUCGUUGCUAUUUGUAAUGUGUUUGAAAGAUGUGAAAUGCUCUGCUCAAUCCCUGUCAUUUUAACGUUGAUUGUUUUCAAGUCUGUGUCUGAAAGACUUUCUAACAGAAACAUUUCCUACAGAUUGCUUAACUUUGUUAGUCAAAGAUUCUUUGCUGCUGACUCUGAAAGUGGAAACUAUCCAUACUACAUCUCUAACGGACUUGAGGAUCAAUACUUUAAUAAUCAAGUUUGUUUAGCAGCCAAGUUAGCUUUAGAUCAUCCACAAUACGCCUAUGGAGUACUCGAAGAGGUUUAUUCAAGAUUGGCUUUCUUAUUACCAACUGAUCAAAGAGCUCUUUUGAAAUCUCUUAUAGAAUGGAUUCCUUUCUUGAACCUUGACGAAUCUCAAAUUUUGAAUUCCUUCAGAGGAGCAACCACUCCAGACGAUUCUAAAUACUCCAAGAUGACUGAGAGUCGUAGAAUAUUGGACAUCUUAUUUGACAUUACCAAGACUUACGCUCAACAAUUCCCUGAAGAAUGUAAAGCAAUGUGGGUAAGACUGUCUGGUGACUCUUCAAAUAUUAGAAAGGUAAUGAUUUACCUCACCGAGAGAGGUACCUUAUUCUCCAUUGAUGCAACCAAUUGUAAGAUUCUGUUUGCCAUCUCACAAAAAAUUACCUAUUUUUGUGCCUGUGCUGGACCUCAACAAGUUGUGGAUUCUCUUGUUAUCGAGUAUAUUGAGAAAUCUAGAGAUGAUAUACCACUUUCCAAACAUUAUCGUGAAAUCUCACCAAAUAUUGAGAGUUUUGCUGUUUUAACACAGAGACAAAGUUCUAACCGAAACGCAAUUCCUCCACUCGUUAGAUCAGAUAUUGUGUUAAUUUUAUUGAGUGAGGUGGCCUAUGAUCAUGCAUAUGUAUUCAGACAACAUUUGCCUCUCCUUUUACAAUACAUGUUCAUUAGAAUGGACCAUAAGAUCAAGCUUGUUUCUUAUAAUUCCAAAUUAUUAUUGGUUCAUUUGAUUCACAGUCUAGUUGUAAAACAAUUACCACACAAUGGAGGAACCUUGGAACAAAAUGAACAUCUCUUGGAAGCCAAAAAUCUCAUCCACUUCCUUUUGGAUUGUAAAACUGAUGAAUAUUUGUGGACUAGAGACAAUAUAACAAUAGAUGAGACCAAUCUCAAUCAAAUUGCGAAUAAUACCACCAAUAUAUUCUUCUCUAAUUUCGAGGAUGAGGUUGAGGUCUUCUCUCCAGAAAAGGCAGUUGACGAUAAGCCAAGUAUUAACCCAGUUAGUGAUAAUGUUAAACAACUCACCUCUCUUGUUGAGAGAGUGGUAUUUAUUUUGAAGAAUGAACAUGAAAUCAAGAGUGAUUGGGGAUACCAGUCCCUUGUAUGGGCAACUAGAAGUAGUUCAAUUCACAAUGUGGUAAGAUCAUAUCAAAUCUAUAGAACACUCAGACCAGAGUUGAGAACCAAUGAUUUUGUCAAUAUUAUUCAAGACCUUAAGAAGUACUUGGAGGAAUUGCACUCAGGUGACUCGUUCGAUAUGAGAAACCUUACUGUAGAGUUGGCUAAGGUUGCUACACAACAAAGUUCUGUUGAGACUACAAAGAUUGCCAUUGUUGUUGAAAUUAUUGAAACUUUGAGAGUAAUUGUAAAGAAUAUGGAUAGAAAUAGAUUAGUACUUUUCCCACAAAUAUUUUGGUUGUCAACUGCUUUAUUGCACAGUGACGUGACUCAUAUCUAUGUUUAUGCUCUAAGAUUGUUUACUGAAGUAUUGAGAAGAGUAGAUAUUAGCAAUGAUGCCAUUAGAAACGUUAUAAUUGCCAGUAGACCAGAUGCUCUUUCUGCUUCAAGUGAUAUUCAAGAUUUAAUUUUGAAAGGAUUAUUGAGUCCAUUCUCUGAACCACUUACUAUUGAAUUGACUUCCAUUUUCUUCAAGAUUGAUUGUGAUUUAAUGGGAGAUGUUGGUCCUUAUUCUAGAUUUAUCAUGAAGAAUAUGAUUGGCUUACUUCCACGUCUGUGCUCUCACAUUGAUGAUAUGAACAGAUUCAAAUGUUGGUCCAUUGCAUCAGCUAUUGUUGAAGUUUGUGAAAAUGCUUCCCUCCAACGAAUUGCAAAGGUAUUUUCUAGAUACUCUAAAGGUUAUUAUACUACUUCUGAAAAAUUCCUAUUGGAUCUGAGAAGACCAUUUUGUGAAGCAUUCUUCCCAAAGUUUGAGAAGGAGGUAUUUGACUUUUUCAUUGAAAUGCUUCAGUUUGGUCCAAAAUUCUAUCAAAAGUCAAUCUUGUCAAUACUUCAUUCCUUCUUACUGCAUGCUAAUGUGUCCAAAUCCAAUAUUGGAAAGAAGGCAGGUUUUAUUGCAACUAUUAUUGAAAUGCUUAAAGGUCCAUUGUGGUAUGAAGCAACACGAGUUCUUGACGUUACUGUCAAAAACAGUGGAGAAAAGACAAAGGAAACCAUUCAAAUCAUGCACUACCAAAAGAGCGUAACAGAUAGUUUACAACACAAGACUGGAGUUGUCAAGCCAGGUCAUGUCUUUGGAUAUCAAGCAGGUAAUGGUAUUAAGCAAUGCAUUGAUGUUAUUCAAAGUAUUUACAAGUACAGUGUACAAUCAGUUCAUGAAGAGGAAAUUAACUUGCUUGAACUGGUAGAAGCUAUUCACACAACUCCUGAACCAUCUUCUCCUACAACAAUCAAGAUUUCCUAUCCAGAAAUACCAAUUCCUACAGGCCAAGAUGAUCAUCUCGAUUUUGACAUGUCAGACGAUGAAACAAUCACGGAAGACAGUAUGGAAGCAUCUACAGAAUAUGAUGAUCAAGCAACUGAUAGUGACCUACUCUCCACUGCAAGUAAAUACAAGAUGACUUUCGAUUUGGAAACCACAAGUGAAGAAGAGGAAGGCAAAAGAUUGGAUGAACUUUUAUUACAAACUCUUCAAUUGGUUACUGCAGAUACUAAACCUCCAGUAUCUCCGUAUGCUGUUGCUUCCAUUCCUUAUGAAAAGAACCCAUCUUCUCCACAACUCAAAAUUGGUUCCGCAAGAAGACGAACAACUUCCAUAUCAACUGGUUCUGGAUCUCUUUUUAGAAAGUUCCAAUAAAUUAUUUUUGCUUGAAUUU